Messenger RNA from Tachysurus fulvidraco (yellow catfish), 1877 nucleotides. Its product is annotated as E3 ubiquitin-protein ligase TRIM39-like. The record is from RefSeq and is a predicted model, not a curated record. Gene Ontology annotation, molecular function: zinc ion binding; protein binding. The transcript is spliced from 7 exons. NCBI's taxonomy places the organism in Eukaryota, Metazoa, Chordata, Actinopteri, Siluriformes, Bagridae. The coding region runs from base 107 to 1738 and encodes 543 amino acids.
ACGAAAGUAAGGUCUGUAAAUUUCCUGAUCAGGAUUCAACACGGGACACAAUCUCCAGUUUGAAGCGUUUUCAGUUUUCCUUCAAGGAGCUAAAACAACAGCAGUCAUGGCUUCCUCCAGCAGUGUCCUGUGUGAAGAUCAGCUCCAGUGUCCCAUCUGUCUGGAUGUGUUCACUGAUCCAGUCACUACUCCAUGUGGACACAACUACUGUAUGAUCUGUCUCAAAGAGUUCUGGGACAGCAGUUCACACUGCCAGUGUCCAGUGUGUAAGGAGGAAUUCCCUAAACGUCCUGAACUACGUGUCAAUACGUUCAUCUCUGGACUUGCUGCUCAAUUUAAAAAGUCACUUCAGGUGAAAUCCGGCACUGCUACUGAAAAUCCCACCCAAUCUCAGGUGUUCUGUGACAUCUGCUGUGAAAAGAAAUGUGCAGCUGUGAAGUCCUGCCUGAUCUGUAUGGCUUCUUACUGCAAGACUCACCUGGAACCUCAUGAAAGAGUUUCUUCAUUAAAGAAACACAAACUGAUCGACCCUGUGGAGAACCUGGAGGACUACAUCUGUCAGAAACAUGAGAGACCCCUGGAGCUGUUCUGUAGAGACGACCAGACGUGUGUGUGUAAGUUCUGUACUGAGACAGAGCACAAAACUCACAACACUGUUCCUCUAGAGGAGGAGAGCAGAGAGAAGAAGAUCCAGUUGGGAAAAACACAAGCAGAAGUUCAGCAGAUGAUCCAGGAGCGACUGAAGAAAAUUGAGGAAAUCAAACACUCUGUAAAACUCAAUGAAAAAACCACAGAGAAGGAGAAAACAGACUUUGUGGAGAUCUUCAGUAAUCUGAUGAUCUGCAUUGAGAGAAGCCAGACUGAGCUGUUUAAGGUGAUGGAGGAGAAGCAGAAAGCAGCAGAGAGGCAGGCUGAAGAGUUCAUUAAAGAGCUGGAGCAGGAAAUCACUGAGCUAAAGAGGAGAAACACUGAGCUGGAGCAGCUCUCACACACUGAGGAUCACCUCCACCUCCUACAGAUUUACCCGUCACUGUGCAGCCCUCCACACACCCAGGACUGGACUGAUCUCACAAUUAACACUCAUCUGAAUGUGGAGACUCUGAGGAGAGCUCUGUCUCAGCUUCAGGAAACUCUCAGGGAGGAAAUGGAGAAGCUUCACAUGAUCAAACUGAAGAGAAUUCAACAAUAUGCAGUGGAUGUGACUCUGGAUCCUUAUACAGCUCAUUCUAAACUCAUCCUGUCUGAUGAUGGGAAACAAGUAAACCAUGGAGACAAGAGACAGAAUCUCCCUGAUAAUCCAGAGAGGUUUGAUCGUUGUGUCUGUGUGUUGGGAAUUGAGGGAUUCACCUCAGGGAGAUUUUACUAUGAGGUGCAGGUCAGAGGGAAGACUGAGUGGUAUUUAGGAGUGGUCAUAGAGUCUGCUAACAGGAAAGGGGAGAUUACAGACAGACCUGAGGAUGGAUAUUGGUCUUUGUGGCUAAGGAAUGAGAAUGAAUAUAAGGCUCUGGACUCUCCUCCUGUCUCCCUCUCCUUGAAACAGGCUCCUCAGAAGGUGGGGGUGUUUGUGGAUUAUGAGGAGGGUUUGAUCUCCUUCUAUGAUGUUGAUGCAAAAUCUCAUAUCUACUCUUUCACUGGUCAGACUUUCACUGAGAAACUUUAUCCAUUAUUCAGCCCCUGUAUCAAUGACGGAGGUAAAAAUUCAGCACCACUGAUCAUCUGUCCUGUUAAUCAAAUCUAAUAUACAUUUCUAAAUUCUUCUUUAUUUAUUAACAUAAAAAAUAGAACAAUGUUAGUAUUAUCUUGAUUUCUUUUUUAAAUGCUUUUAAUAAGAAUUGUAAAAAAUGAUAAAUAAAUCUGUUCUGAUGUUUGUCUCUUUA